Verruconis gallopava is the source of this 2936-nucleotide messenger RNA. RefSeq lists its product as uncharacterized. Gene Ontology annotation, cellular component: cytoplasm. The record is from RefSeq and is a predicted model, not a curated record. The transcript is spliced from 3 exons. Lineage: Eukaryota; Fungi; Ascomycota; Dothideomycetes; Venturiales; Sympoventuriaceae. The coding region runs from base 131 to 2683 and encodes 850 amino acids.
AAACACAAGCACUCGUAACUUCUCUGUCUUUUAACACGCUGGUACGAGGAGUUUUCGCAUCAUCUUCUGGCAGCCCAUGAACACUCGAAAUACCACUGUCUAGUCGCCUGCGAGCGAAGAGCUAGUGAGGAUGCGGAGACUGACGGCUUACGUCGCCGGUUCGGUCACUUUGGCCACCGGCGUGAUAACGUAUGCAGCUCUCGAGCGUCCUAACUUCUACUCUGCGGCGGUGUACUUAUCGCAGAGCAACGCCUGCCUAAUGAUACUUUGUAACAUGGCCCUUGUCCUCGCCGGUAGCAUCAUCUACGCGCUGCAGCAAUUACUAUUUGGCCCACUGCGCCCACUUGAAACGGAGCAGCUAUGGGAGCGCGGCUGGUUCGCAAUGAUGGAGUGGGUCUUCGCAAUGUCUACCUUCCGCGACGAGUUCGGCGUCUGGUUUUUGUCCAUGUUUCUUUCCUUGUUUACAGGCAAGGUCUGGGGCUGGAUUGCUGAGGGUAGAGUGGAACAGCUGGAACAGCAGGCGCCGAAUGACACCCGAUUGUUCCACGGGCGACUGGUGGCGAGUCUGGCAGUUUACGUCUUAUUUGCCGUACAGAUGUUCAAGUAUGCGGUGGACAUUGUGCUGGUGGAAGCGAGACCAGGAAUGACGAUCAUGUUUGUCUUCGAGUUUGCAAUUCUAUGCAUUUCCGCGUGGACGACGUGCUUGCGAUACGUGAUCUGGGUACAGGAGCAGCGCACCAUUAGGGCGCAGAUCAACAUGGCAGUCGAAGCGAGGAAAGCGGAGAUCAGAAAACAGAGGAAAGAGGCAGAAGAAAAGCUGCAAGCAAACCCAGAGGCCGAAGACGCGCCUAACCUGGACGAUCUACCCAAAGAGGAUGAUGUCGAUGAGAAUGAGAUUGAAGCUCCGGGUUGGGAAUCCAAAAGAGGAUGGGUGUUUGCUCUCGAUAUCAUCUCUGACCUCCUUAAGCUCGUUGCGUACAUGGCAUUUUUCACCAUUCUCACUGUCUUCUACGGUAUCCCCAUCUAUAUUAUCCGCGACCUUUACAUGACCAUGCGCUCCUUUACCAAACGUGUAACAGACUACCUGCGCUUCCAAGCUGCGACCCGCGACAUGGACACAAGGUAUCCAAAUGCAACAGCACAGGACCUUGCCGCAGACAGUACUUGCAUUGUGUGUAGAGAGGAGAUGCGACCCGCAGAUACUGCGGCCCCAGAAGGUGCUUUUGGCCAUGCCAUGCAUCAGAAGCAGAAGCCGAAGAAGCUGCCCUGUGGCCACAUAUUACAUUUUGGAUGUUUGUCGAGUUGGCUCGAAAGGCAACAGGCCUGUCCCAUUUGCAGAAGGAGUGUGUUUACCCCAGGGCAGGCUCCGGCGAACGCCGCCGGCGUUGGACCGCCCGGACAGGCACCCGCUGGUUUAGCUGCGGCAGCUCCUAAUGGGCACGGUCAAAUCCCUCAAAAUCGAGUCCAACAGCGGAAUGAUGGCCGAGUGUUCCGGCUUGGACCUUUGCGCAUCCAAUUCGGCGGCCAAAUUGCGCGACCUAAUGAUCAAGAAAUUCUCAAUGCCUUGGGCAGACUGGCAAUCAAUCACCGUCAAAACCUCCAACGAAACCGCGAUAAUCUUGCGAAUUUGGGCAAUCCUACCCCAGUAGCAACGGCUCCUGCUCAACAUCAAGCCGAUGGUGUCGGUGCAACAGAUCCAAUAACAUCGUCGGUAACCGAUCCAGCAAGCAGUGAUAUCCAUCCAGGCAUCAGAUCUGCAGCAGCAAGAAUUGCUCUGAACACCAUUGAAACACAGAUUCAGCGUGAAAUUCUAGCAUUGAAUCUCCAGGGACAAAGAGCUCAGACCAUAAGGAAUCUCUUGAACGAACUCGACCGAUCUAGGGGCAUUCCCCAACCUCCACCGAGGCAGCCACAAAAUCGCCCAGCUGUCACUCCAGGUUCCUUGGUCGCUCCGAUUCUUGGCACCGCCCAAUACUUGAGACCUGAUGUUUUGAAUCAAGCACAGCAGGCCUUUCCUGUCGCUCGUGCUAUGGACAAUAUGGCAACGGUCAAUCCGCCUCAGGGUAUUGUGAUUCCGCAGGGUUGGACUCUUGUACCCCUAAGUUCUAUUUCGGAGUCAAAUCCAGCUGCACAAGCCGGCCCCCAGAUGCUGCAGACAUUGCUACAGCAGAACACCAAUUCAACUUCAUCUAACAGGGCUAGCGUUAACUACCAAUCCUCCUUGCCAAAUCCACUUGUGCACCUUGUGGCGGGAUUCACAGGGAGUGGUUCACUUCCCAAUGCUGUUCCACAUAUCAACGCUCAAAGUCCCUUUCCGGCACCGCCUGACCCGAAUCCAGGGAAUGGCAACAUUAAUGACACCCUGAUCUUGAACGGAAUCUCAAAUGGAGAUCACGCUACGCAGCCAGCAACAAACAUACCGUCUCCUAGUUCAUCAUCCACAGCGCCUCCGCCGACAGCACCAAACGCCACAUGGAGCUUCCCAAACACGAGAUCUUCAUCGACUGAGUCUGCGCCCACGCAGACGAAUGCAGGGGAGGUGGACAAGGGUAAAGCACCUGCUUUGUCUAUUUCUGAUUCGCCUCAAGUUCCAGAGACACACGUGGAGCCACCGACACCCAUCACCAGCCAUUCACACAUGCACGCCACAGUCGAGGAUGCAGAGGGCGAAGACUCGGGUUGAGUUUGGGCGGUUUUAAAAUUUGUACAGUAAUCUCAUCUUAUUCCCGCUUUGAUACAGUCGUGAAAUGUGUGAUGGGAUGCUCAUUAUGCUCUUUGCAUAGCGCGGCGCAGUCUUUUUGAGGGCUCUGUAUUUUAGUACCUUAUGGCGUAGUUAAUCCGGAGGCAAAAUGAUUGCUUGAAAGCUGAAUUAACUAGGAUAUUAACUAUAUGUGAUAAAAGAACUAAAUAUCAGUCGGUCUCGUUUUGUAGCCCCG